UACACUCUUGCAUACAUAUAUUUGACAGUUGACAUUACAACGAAGGUAACCUCAAUUUCCUACUUGUAAUUAUUAUUUGGAAUUAUUAAAAAAGUAAUGACGGCAAUAGACCGGGUCCGUAUUAUGGUAUUGGGUGACUCCGGUGUUGGCAAAACCUCGUUUGUUUACCUUGUCGCACACAACGAGCCCAUAAGGUCCCCCAGUUGGACAGUCGGGUGUUCAGUGGAAGUAAAACUUCACGAGUACAAGGAAGGGACAAAAGACCAGAAAACAUAUUUUAUAGAAUUUUGGGAUGUUGGUGGAAGCAAUAAUCACCGAAAUACAAGGCCUGUGUUUUACAGCCCUUGCCAUGGAGUGAUUCUAGUUCACGAUUUAACAAAUAGGAAAUCUGAAAUGAAUCUCCACAAAUGGUUACAAGAAUUAAUAAACCAUGACGUUAAUCAAACAUCGUUGACUUCCGUCAACAGUAUGGAUGAAUAUGAUCCAGAGAAUUUCUUUGGUUCUACUCCAAUACCCAUUCUUGUCAUUGGGACAAAGCUUGAUCAGGUUGAUGAAAGAAAAUCUACAACAGGCACCUUUGCUAGUCAAUUUGGGGCAGAUGAAAUUAUCCUCGAUACGAGGCAGGCGCGAUAUCUUGCCGCAGGCUCGUCAAACGCUGUUAAAUUAUCACGAUUUUAUGAUAAAGUUAUUGAAAUGCGGUACCAAUCCCAGAAUCGUUCAUUUAAUGAACGAUUUGGAAGUAAUACCGUGUCGCCAGUAUUGCCAUCAAAGUUUUAUUCACCCCAUCAAGAUUGAAGACUCCAUUGUUGAAAUUUAAAAUAUUUUAUUUGUAACAUUUUUUUUUAAAUGAAAAUUUAACUGUAA
Tribolium madens (black flour beetle) is the source of this 864-nucleotide messenger RNA. Its product is annotated as rab-like protein 3. The record is from RefSeq and is a predicted model, not a curated record. NCBI's taxonomy places the organism in Eukaryota, Metazoa, Arthropoda, Insecta, Coleoptera, Tenebrionidae. The transcript has a single exon. Gene Ontology annotation, biological process: intracellular protein transport. Bases 97 to 795 code for a protein of 232 amino acids. Gene Ontology annotation, cellular component: endomembrane system. Gene Ontology annotation, molecular function: GTPase activity.